CAGCAACCGGCUACGCCUGGUACCCCAAGUUCACUCCUCAUCAAUAUAAAACGCCGGUGAUCACCCAUGCAUAUGCUGUGACUCGACUAUUAUUCAAACACUUUCUUGCCACUUCUUGAUCUUGAUUUCCCGACAAUGCCAAUCCACACACAGCUUGUCGACCGGGUUGCCGUCGGCCGCUACCAAGACGAAGUGACUCAUCCCAGCGCCAUCAAGGCGUUUGUGGCAGAGUUCAUAAGUACUCUGAUCUUUGUGUUCGCCGGCCAAGGCUCCGGAAUGGCUUUUGGCAAGCUCACUGACGGUGGUGCAACCACCCCAGCUGGUCUAGUGGCGGCGGCACUUGCACAUGGUUUUGGGUUGUUUGUGGCUGUCUCGGUCGGAGCUAAUAUCUCCGGCGGCCAUGUCAACCCGGCUGUCACCUUUGGUGCCUUCAUUGGUGGUAAUAUCACCUUACUCCGUGGAAUCUUCUACAUCAUAGCACAGCUCCUUGGCUCUGUCGUAGCUUGCCUGCUCCUCUUUUUCUCCACCGGCGGUUUGGCAACCACCGGAUUUUCAUUGAGCGCCGGAGUAUCAAUCUGGAACGCCUUUGUCUUCGAAAUCGUGAUGACUUUCGGACUGGUGUACACCGUGUACGCCACCGCCAUCGACCCAAAAAAGGGUGACGUCGGCAUAAUCGCUCCGUUGGCAAUUGGAUUAGUGGUGGCGGCUAACAUUUUAGCCGGCGGUGCAUUUACCGGAGCAUCAAUGAACCCCGCCGUUGCAUUUGGCCCUGCGGUGGUUAGUUGGGACUGGAGGUGCCACUGGAUUUACUGGGCUGGACCCCUAAUCGGUGGUGGGAUCGCCGGUGCCAUUUAUGAGCUUAUCUUCAUUAACCGCACUCAUGAGCCUUUGCAAGGAUCUGAGUUUUAAGGGAUGUGAAAAGACUUUUAUGCCCUUGUGAAUCUUUGUUGUGUCUUCUCAUUUAUGAGUUGGUAUUGUAUGAUUGUAUUUGUAAUUUGUAUUGGCGUUUUCUUAUUUAAUUUAAUUUCCAUUGUGUGGAAAAUAAUUUUUUGGUAUCAAAUACGGUUUACGAAUAUAAAUCUACUAUGAAAUUAUGGA
Molecule: messenger RNA, 1098 nt
Organism: Lactuca sativa (garden lettuce)
Lineage: Eukaryota; Viridiplantae; Streptophyta; Magnoliopsida; Asterales; Asteraceae
Product: aquaporin TIP1-1
Biological process (GO): water transport; transmembrane transport
Cellular component (GO): plant-type vacuole membrane
Molecular function (GO): water channel activity
Source: RefSeq, a predicted model, not a curated record